AUGGUAUCGUACACUGCACUGCUAGCCGUGCUCCAGCUGGUGACGUCUGCGACGCUUGUUCACGCACAGUGCACUCCGCACGGCGCACUCGCGUUCCGCUCGCCCGUCACCACAGCCUCCGGCCUCGCCGCGACACCCAUCUUUGCCGGCCUCGCGACCCCGCGCGGCAUCGUGUUCGACGGCGCAGGGGCCCUCCUUGUCGUCGAGCGUGGACUCGGCGUCACCGCGUUUGUCGAAGAUGCGCCCGGCUGCGACGGCUGGCUCCGGUCGGUCGUCCUGCAGAACGCGAACCUGACGCAGGGCAUACAGGUCGACGGCGCGCGGCUGUACGUCAGCACGUCUGGCGAGGUGCUCCGGUUCGCGUACGACACCGCUGCGCGGCGGGUCACCGGCGAGCCCGAGGUCGUCGUGAAUGGUGUCCCGCCCGACGGAGAACUCACCACCCGCCCGAUCCUCCUCUUCCCGAGCACCAACGCGACCCACAUCCUCGUCUCCAGCGCACCCGCGGCGAACAUCGACCCCUCCGCGCGGAACGCGUCCUCGGGGCGUUCGCAGGUGCGGCGCUUCGCCCUGCCCUCCACUCGCAGUGCGUCACCCCAGGACUUCUUCGCGGGCACGCUCCUCGCGUUCGGGAUCCGCAACCCCGCAGGGCUCGCCUUCCUCCCGCCGCACUCGUCGAACCUGUGGGUCGUUGAGAACGGUGCGAGCAUCGACAACACGACGGGCCUCACGCCCACGUUCGUGAACGACAACCCGGCCGACGAGCUCGAGUUCGUCGACGCCGCCGCCGCAGAACCUGGGAGUGUCAACCGGUUCUACGGCUUCCCGGACUGCACGACGCUGUGGAACCCGAACGCAGACCCUGUCGGGGACCCGCAGUUCCUCGGCUUCAAGACAGGUGAACAGUUCAGUUUGGAGCUUGAGCCGCAGAGAGGCGACGCCUUCUGCCAGAACCCAGAGGAUAACGUGCCGCCUAGACUGUCUUUCCAGGCACACUCCGUCCCGCUGGACAUCAAGUUUUUCCUCCCCGCCGGCACGGAGCACGACGCGACGCCGGCCUUGCCUGCGUCCUGGGCCGGCGACGCGUUCGUGUCCUUCCACGGCAGCUUUGACCGGACGCCGCCCACGGGUUACGGGGUCGUCAGGCAAGUGGUGCCGUUCAGCGGGCUACAGCCCUCGGCGCCGCCUUCGUCGCAGACCGGGUACACCUUCCUCGCACAGGCGACCAACCUCACCAGCUGCCCCGGCACGUGCAUCCGUCCGGUCGGCCUCGCCUUCGCGGACGACGGACGGCUGUUCGUGAGCAGCGACUCUAGCGGCGAGUUGUUCGUCAUCUCGAAAAUGACUUGA
Messenger RNA from Phanerochaete carnosa HHB-10118-sp, 1350 nucleotides. RefSeq lists its product as uncharacterized. The transcript is spliced from 4 exons. Bases 1 to 1350 code for a protein of 449 amino acids. The record is from RefSeq and is a predicted model, not a curated record. Lineage: Eukaryota; Fungi; Basidiomycota; Agaricomycetes; Polyporales; Phanerochaetaceae.